AUGAAGUUUUUAGAAUACACCCCCUUCGACAGUAUAAAUUUGUUCCUCGAGCAGCUCAACCUUGGUGAUUGUACAAUCAGAGGGAACCUUGAGGCCUUCUCAUGUAAGCACACUGCGACAGACCGUCGGCUUUCAAUAAGCCUAGAACAUGAGAUUCUUGAUUACCUUGGCAAGUCCGCUGAUAGUGAUCCUUCUUCACCAGUGGAGCACUUAUCCUCCAGAUCAAGCCGGAAAACAUUGAUAUAUCUAGUUCUCACUCUUGGCCACAUAUAUCCAGAUUAUGAUUUCAGUGCUGUUCGGGCACACUUGUUCUUCCAAGAAGAGGAGUUGGAAAGUUUCAAGCAGAUGGUAGACACCUACUUAUCUGAUGCUUCUAGGCAAUGGGCAGCCACAAAUGAGGGCAGUUCUCUUGUGGACAGUAUGACUAAAGCAAUUGAUGAGGUUAUAAAAAUCAGAGAGUGUGACAUCUACAGCUAUAACCCAGACUCUGAUGCAGAUCCAGUUCUAGAGAAAGGGGCCAUAUGGUCGUUCAACUACUACUUCUACAAUAGGAAGCUAAAACGAGUAGUGAGCUUUCGAUGUUACUGCACUAGCAAAUUAUCAGGAGAUGACUUCUUAACUGGUGUUGUGUCUGAUGGUGAAGAGGAAGAUGCCUUGAUUGACAUGGACAUAUGA
Molecule: messenger RNA, 675 nt
Organism: Miscanthus lutarioriparius
Lineage: Eukaryota; Viridiplantae; Streptophyta; Magnoliopsida; Poales; Poaceae
Source: the annotation of a GenBank genome assembly